AUGACCGGACCCAAACCGCUGCUGUGCCCCUACAGCCACAGUUCUGCAUCUCUCCUUCGCCGAUGCUGUCGCGCCGAGGACGCUGGACACCAGAGCGGGCGAGUCGGUGGCAGUGAGCACCGGCAAGAUGGGGGGGCCUCACCCCUUCCCCCCCCACCGGGAGGCCGCAUCCCCGCGCAGGCGGAGCUUACAGCCCUCCUGUCUCCUCUUGCUCUUUGCAGGCUGACGCAGGUGAGAUGGAGUCGCUACAACCCCAGUUUCGUGGAGCCAGAAGUGAACAAGGAAUUGUAUCGGAAACCUUGGGACGAGCUGACUGAGGAGGAAAAGGAAAAACUGGAGCUUAAGGCUGUUCAACCCAUAAAAGCUGCUCCUCCUGCUGUCUCCACCUCUGUGUUCAGCGACCCUCUGAUCAGUAAAUUCACCAAUAUGAUGAUGAAGGAUGGAAAUAAAGUGCUGGCCAGAAGCCUCAUGGCUCAGACUCUAGAGGCCAUUAAGAGGAAGCAGCUGGAGAAGUACCACAAAGCUCCAGAAGAUAAGAAGGAGACAAUUGAAUGCAACCCUUAUGUCAUUUUCCACCAGGCUCUGAAAAACUGCCAGCCCAUCAUUGGGCUCAGCAGCAUCACAAAAGGAGGCAAAACCUACCAGGUCCCAGUCCCUCUGAAGGACAAUCGGAAGCGCUUCCUGGCCAUGAAGUGGUUAAUCACCGAGUGCAGGGAGAACAAGAACCGUCGGAUGCUGAUGCCCGAGAAGCUCUCCCAGGAGCUGCUCCAGGCCUUCAACAAUGAAGGACCCAUCAUCAAGAAGAAGCACGUGCUGCACAAGAUGGCAGAGGCCAACCGGGCUUACGCCCACUUCCGCUGGUGGUAAGGGACUCUGUGCAUGGGACACAACGCCACCAGCCCCGUGGCCUGGAGAGCAGAGGCCCAGGGCCACCUGCCUGGCAGAAGCUGGGGAGAAGAGGGAAAGGUGGAAGAUCCCUUCCAGACAGCUUCUGAACUAAGCCAGGGAAAGCUCAUCCGAUCCCCACAAAGUUAAUUUCUCUUGUGCCUGUUUGGGUGGCGGAAGGGGGAAUCUGAAAGAGUUACUGACCCCUGCACCGAUACUCUAUAGUUAUUUCAUAAUCACUUUCCUGUGAAGAGAAGCCUUAGAUGUUUUUCUUAGAGCAAUGCUGUACAAAAUAACCUUCCACUUACCUGUUUCCUGGGGACUUUUAAGUCUCUCUGCUCCUGUAAUCAGCCAUGUUUUUCCUUUUUUCACUGCACAGCUAAGAGCAGAGCUGGAUUUUUUUCCAUACUGUAAUCAGCCUUAGGGUGAUUGGUACAAAAUGCAAUAAAAGGCCCUUUUUGAUUUUUGGUUCUGGUCAUCAGCAACAUUGUCUGCACAGAU
This is a messenger RNA of Haliaeetus leucocephalus (bald eagle), 1386 nucleotides long. It is a transcript of the gene MRPS7, whose product is annotated as mitochondrial ribosomal protein S7. The transcript has 5 exons. NCBI's taxonomy places the organism in Eukaryota, Metazoa, Chordata, Aves, Accipitriformes, Accipitridae. Gene Ontology annotation, cellular component: ribosome. Bases 1 to 867 code for a protein of 288 amino acids. The record is from RefSeq and is a predicted model, not a curated record. Gene Ontology annotation, molecular function: mRNA binding; rRNA binding; structural constituent of ribosome. Gene Ontology annotation, biological process: ribosomal small subunit assembly; translation.